AUGAGAUGGCUUUGCCUCUCCGCAGCCCUUCUUGUCCUCCUGAUCAUCCUGGUGGACAGCGUCCCGGUGAAUAUACACCAUAUCCAGGAUGAAGGUCUGGAGACAAGCCAUACACGGGAACUUGAGAAGCGUUCAGUAGUAAAUGUGGUUAAAAGUAUCCUCGGUGGUGUGAUUACAGGUACUAAGAUUGUCGGAAAUGGAGCCAGUAUACUAACAGGAUUGGCUGAAAUAAUCAACAAAGCACUUAAAGGUCAGGUGAUGAUUUCGGGAAUACAGUUUGAUAACCACACACAAGAGGAACUGGCAACACUCGAGAUUGAAUACUCAACACUCAGUGAGGAGAUGAAAGGUAUGGAGACAAGCCAUAAACAGGGCCUUGAGAAGCGCUCAGUACUACCUGUAGUUAAAGGUAUCCUCGGCGGUGUGCUUAAAGGUACCAAGAUUUUCGCAAAGGGAGCCAGCAUACUAACAGGAUUGGCUGAAAUAGUCAAGAAAGCACUUAAAGGUCAGGUGAUGAUUUCCGGGAUACAAUUCGAUAACCACAUGCCAGAGGAAUUGCCAACACUCCAGAUUGAAUACUCAAAACUCAGUGAGGAGAAUGAAGGUGUGGAGACAAGCCAUAAACAGGGCCUUGAGAAGCGCUCAGUAAAAAAUGUGAUUAAAAGUGUCCUCGGUGGUGUGAUUAAAGGUUCCAAGAUUGCCGGAAAGGGAGCCACUAUACUAGGAGGACUGGCUAAAAUACUCAACAAAACACUUAAAGAUGAGGUGAUGAUUUCAAGCAUACAAUUCAAUAACUAUACAGAAGAGGAAGUGCCAACACUCGAGAUUGAAUACUCACCACUGACUGAGGAGACUAAAGGUGUGGAGACAAGCCAUAAACAUGGCCUUGAGAAGCGCUCAGUACUACCUGUGGUUAAAGGCAUCCUCGGCGGUGUGCUUAAAGGUGCCAAGAUUUUCGCAAAGGGAGCCAGCAUACUAACAGGAUUGGCUGAAAUAGUCAAGAAAGCACUUAAAGGUCAGGUGAUGAUUUCCGGGAUACAAUUCGAUAACCACACGCCAGAGGAACUGCCAACACUCCAGAUUGAAUACUCAACACUCAGUGAGGAGAAUGAAGGUGUGGAGACAAGCCAUAAACAUGGCCUUGAGAAGCGCUCAGUACUACCUGUGGUUAAAGGCAUCCUCGGCGGUGUGCUUAAAGGUACCAAGAUUUUUGCAAAGGGAGCCAGCAUACUAACAGGAUUGGCUGAAAUAGUCGAGAAAGCACUUAAAGGUCAGGUGAUGAUUUCCGGAAUACAAUUCGAUAACCACACACAAGAGGAAUUGCCGACACUCCAGAUUGAAUACUCAACACUCAGUGAGGAGAAUAAAGGUGUGGAGACAAGCCAUAAACGGGUACUUGAGAAGCGUUCAGUAGUACAUGUGGUCAAAAGUAUCCUCGGCGGUGUGAUUAAAGGUACCAAGAUUUUCGGAAAGGGAGCCAGUAUACUAACAGGAUUGGCUGAAAUAGUCAACAAAGCCCUUAAAGGUCAGGUGAUGAUUUCCGGAAUACAGUUUGAUAACCAUACGCAAGAGGAAUUUCCUACGCUCACUAUGGAAUACUCAACACUCAGUGAGGAGAUGAAAGUUUCACCAACUUCUAUGCCUGCUUUCUGCAUGGAGCCUAAAUUUGUGGGUGUCUGCAAGGCCACGAUGGUCAGGUACUUCUUCAAUACCCAGACCGGGUACUGUGAGCUGUUUUUAUAUGGCGGUUGUGGAGGAAACAGAAACAACUUCCUAACAUUGGAGGACUGCAGGCAGACCUGCCAUCCAAACGCAUAG
This is a messenger RNA of Rangifer tarandus platyrhynchus (Svalbard reindeer), 1818 nucleotides long. NCBI's taxonomy places the organism in Eukaryota, Metazoa, Chordata, Mammalia, Artiodactyla, Cervidae. The record is from the annotation of a GenBank genome assembly.